Arachis ipaensis is the source of this 728-nucleotide messenger RNA. Its product is annotated as 18.1 kDa class I heat shock protein. The record is from RefSeq and is a predicted model, not a curated record. Lineage: Eukaryota; Viridiplantae; Streptophyta; Magnoliopsida; Fabales; Fabaceae.
UCUUCACACACUAAAGCAACUAAAAAUCAUAACCAAUUCAGCUCCAUCAAUAUAACACCACCAUAUAUCAAACACAAAAUAAAACUAAUAACAGUAGCACCAGAUCAUGUCUAGUAGCUUCUUUGGACGGAGACAUGAACCACCACCACCACUACUACACAGUCCCCACCAAACAUGGGAACCUAAUUACCACCAAGACUACGGCUAUGGCGGUUAUGGAACCACCAUAACCGGUGGCACAUCACAUAUGGCGAUGACUGGCUUUCCAGGGCAGCCAUCACCAGUUGUGAACACACAAAUAGAGAAGAAGGAGACCCCAGAAGCGUACGUGUUUAAGGCGCAGCUUCCGGGGCUGCGGCGAUCGGACGUGAGGGUGGAAGUGGAUGAUGAUAAGGUUCUAUGCAUAGUUUGUGAGAGAAGCGUGGAGAAGCAAGAACAAAGAGGAGGUUGGCACGUUGUUGAGAUGUCAAGUGGCCACUUCGUUCAGCGUGUGAUGUUGCCUCAAAACGCCAACGUUGACCAUGUUAAGGCUUAUAUGGAUAAAGGGGUUCUUACUGUUACGGUUCCCAAGCACCAUAGAACUGUGAACCAUCACGUUAGGAACGUUAACAUUUCUGGACACUGAGAAUAAUACAUGAUAUGUAAUAUUUAUAUCAGUUUCGCUAAAAAAUCAAUUAGGAGUGAAGCCAUAUCUAAUUAACUAGUUGAAAAACAAGUUUGUUAUAAAA